AUGGCGUCUGAUCCUAUCCCUCCACCCUCCAACUUUCAGCCUCAAAGCCCGCUGUUCUAUGUCAUACCUGGCGAGAUCCGUAACGAGAUCUUCCAAUUGGCGCUCAUGCAGGAUGAAGACAGCGCAGCAGCGUAUCCAGAAGACUCGUACUGGUACCGACCAGAUCGUGGACCUGAUGGCCGUACAUGCACUCCAGCGUGCGAAAGAUUCUGCCGCAACCUAACUCCACAAGCCGUUCAGUCACUCCAGAAAGUUCGUCUUUUCACGCAGAUGUUCUGGCUCGAAGAAGGAAAUCAAUUAUUCUACAUCCUCAGCAUACCUCAGUUCCGACCAACCCAGCUUACUAUUACCAUACGAUACUCCGACUGGUGGUUCUGGGAAAGCAAUGCGCCACUUAGUAUGGAAGAGAAGUGGCUUCGCUACUUCGAAGGAAACCCCGGCUUGCGCGUACUGAGGGUUGAGUACGAGACGCUCAGUUGGAAGAAAGCGGAGAUGAUGCGCAUCAUAAAGCGAAACAAGAAAUGGAAACUACCUGUACGAAGAGAAGGCAGCAACUUCCAGAGGAAUGAGCUCGAGGGGUAUCUGAGCGCUGAGAACACUGAGCUGAAGGAAUGGACUUGGAAGGGCCCAAGCAAGCUGGGUGGACGAAGCUGGAUGCACCACGGUACCGAAGAUAAGGUCGAAUAUGUCGUCGUAACGGAUACCUGGCAGUUUGUGGAAGGCGAACUCACCGAGAAAGAGAUGGAGGGCCGGUUGACCACUAUGAUGCGAGCACCUGAGUUGACGCGGGCCGAGGUGGAAAGACGCCGCAAUAUAGGCGCAUGGCGUGGGAGACUUCGGGAGAGGAAGACUACACAAUAUGCAGCUUAG
Molecule: messenger RNA, 870 nt
Organism: Alternaria hordeiaustralica
Lineage: Eukaryota; Fungi; Ascomycota; Dothideomycetes; Pleosporales; Pleosporaceae
Exons: 2
Coding region: 1-870 (289 amino acids)
Source: RefSeq, a predicted model, not a curated record